AGUCUAAAAGGAAACGUGUGCUGUUCUUGUUUUGUUUUGUUUUGUUUUAAUUUCAGAAGAAACAGGAAUCUGUUCUGGAGAAUGCCACAGCUCUUCACCGCUGGUUACAAAAUUUAGGAAAAUCAUUCUCCCUCUUUUCCUCACUCUCAGGGUUGUCUUAGAGCAGGGCCCCCCUGCGAGCCAGUGAUACGGAGGUGGGCCGUUAACGGUACUGCCCAGAGACAGAGCGACGUUACUCCAGUGGGCUCAGCCCUGCACAUGAGUGUUCAGACGGUUACAGAGGAAAUUUCACAGCAGACUUCCUUUCCACCUAAGCCUGAGUGGCAACCGUGGUUGUGCGCUCGGAGGUGGAGUUUGCAGAAUUUGCAUUCGGAGACGGUUGUGCCAACUGGUGGGUCACCCAGUGAAGCAACCGCCUUUGCAAGGUUGCUGCACAGAUGGAACUGGAAGGGCAGCCGUCUGCUGCCCGCGAGCACUUUCUCAAGCACUUUGAGUGGCUACGGCUUGCAAGCUGGUGGCUGGCCCCCUGAGUCCCGGGCUCUGAGGCACGGCCGUAGACUUAAGCGUUGGAUCCUGCUACCUGCAGACCCUCUGAGCUCUCACCCGCUACUUCUGCUGCUGCUUCUGCACAGAGCCCGGGCGAGGAUCCCUCCAGGAUGCAGGUCCCGAACAGCACCGGCCCGGACAACGCGACUCUACAGAUGCUGCGGAACCCGGCGAUCGCGGUGGCCCUGCCCGUGGUGUACUCGCUGGUGGCGGUGGUCAGCAUCCCGGGCAACCUCUUCUCUCUGUGGGUCCUGUGCCGGCGCAUCGGGCCCAAAUCCCCGUCGGUCAUCUUCAUGAUCAACCUGAGCGUCACGGACCUGAUGCUGGCCAGCGUGUUGCCUUUCCAAAUCUAUUACCAUUGCAACCGCAACCACUGGGUAUUCGGGGUGCUGCUUUGCAACGUGGUGACCGUGGCCUUUUACGCAAAUAUGUAUUCCAGCAUCCUCACCAUGACGUGUAUCAGCGUGGAGCGCUUCCUGGGGGUCCUGUACCCCCUCAGCUCCAAGCGCUGGCGGCGGCGUCGUUACGCGGUGGCCGCGUGUGCAGGGACCUGGCUGCUGCUCCUGACCGCCCUGUCCCCGCUGGCGCGCACCGAUCUCACCUACCCGGUGCACGCCCUGGGCAUCAUCACCUGCUUCGACGUGCUCAAGUGGACGAUGCUCCCCAGCAUGGCCAUGUGGGCCGUGUUCCUCUUCACCAUCUUCAUCCUCCUGUUCCUCAUCCCGUUCGUGAUCACCGUGGCUUGUUACACGGCCACCAUCCUCAAGCUGUUGCGCACGGAGGAGGCGCACGGCCGGGAGCAGCGGAGGCGCGCGGUGGGCCUGGCCGCGGUGGUCUUGCUGGCCUUUGUCACCUGCUUCGCCCCCAACAACUUCGUGCUGCUGGCGCACAUCGUGAGCCGCCUGUUCUACGGCAAAAGUUACUACCACGUGUACAAGCUCACGCUGUGUCUCAGCUGCCUCAACAACUGUCUGGACCCGUUUGUUUAUUACUUUGCUUCCCGGGAAUUCCAGCUGCGCCUGCGGGAAUAUUUGGGCUGCCGCCGGGUGCCCAGAGACCCCCUGGACACGCGCCGCGAGAGCCUCUUCUCCGCCAGGACCACGUCCCUGCGCUCCGAGGCCUGUGCGCACCCGGAGGGGCUGGAGGGAGCCCCCAGGCCCGGCCUCCAGAGGCAGGAGAGCUUGUUCUGAGUCCCGGGGGCGCAGCUUGGAGAGCCGGGGGCGCAGCUUGGAGAUCCAAGGGCGCAUGGAGAGGCCACGGUGCCAGAGGUUCAGGGAGAACAGCUGCAUUGCUCCCAGGCACUACAGAGGCCGGGUGGGGAAGGGUCUCCAGGCUUUAUUCCUCCCAGGCACUGCAGAGGCCGGGUGGGGAAGGGUCUCCAGGCUUCACUCAGGAUACACAAACAAGCAAAGCCCUGCAGUGCACAGGGUGCUUUGUUAUCCUGCAGAGAGUACCUCUGCCUCUCUGUGCCGCGGGACGGCUUGUGCCACCAUGCCCGGCUAAUUUUUGUAUUUUUUUAAAUAGAGCCGGGGUGUCACCCCCGAGCUCCUUAGACACUCCUUCUCACACCUGUCCAUACCCGAGCGUGGAUAUUCAACCAGCCCCACUGCCUCCCCGACUCGGUUUCUGGGUAUCCUCCCUGGGCGACCUGCGAGCCCCAUUCCCAGCUCUUCUCCUUGCUGAUAUCCUCCCUUAGCUGUGGUUCUGGCCUUCUCCGUUCUCCUCCAGGGGUUCUGGUCUCCGUAGCCUGGUGCACACCGAAAUUUCUGUUUAUUUCACUCAGCAGCACUGUGGGUUGCAGUGUUUGGAAUUCUUCUUUCAGAGGAGCACCUGGGACUCCUGCAAGUCAGCUACUCUCCGUCCCCACUUCCUCCCCACACACACACACACACAUACCCCACCCCCUCAACCCUGGAGCUGACCAAGGUGAUUUUUGGCACAGUUGUUCUGACCUGGCUUGGUGGGACCCCACCCCUAUUCUGCUUCUGUGUAUCCCUGAUAGAGAAGGAGGUCCCAUCAAGCCCCUGGAACACACUCAGGCCUCCCUGACUCAGGACAAGGACCACGGGAGGCACAGGUGUGGAAAGGAGGCUCCGUGAGAUGGGCCCCAGCCCAUCCCAGCUCAACGGUGCAGCUUGAUUCGGGAGUUCCACACCUCCUGCCCAUUCUCUGCGUCCUUUUCCCCCACGGAGAGCCUCAGCCAUGGCAAGUCCAUCCGGAGUCCGGGGAGCAGACAACUGGCCUGACCCAUGAGACCGUUUGGAGACCAAGCAGCAGAUGUAGGUGUGGACCCCAGGAACCUACAGUGGUGUCAGCCGCUGAGCCCCCUCCAUGCUGUGUGGGUGGUGAGCAGGCUGUGUCUUUGUCUUUCUUCUUCUGCAAGGGGUGUGCCUGCACCAGCCCCAAGACCUGAGCUGGUUUAGUGCAAAGAAGAGCUCUGACUCCCCAUGGGUGUGGGAACAUCACGUGGAGUUGGAUCCCAGGCUCUCUUGGGUGAGAAAGACCAUUCUGGAGGUGGGAAUGGGAGAGCUGCCUGUCUGCCCAGGGGCUCUGCGUCUCCAUAGUGGGUGGCCUUGGAUGCCCAGCCCCUCCCUUUCUGUGCACUGGGGACACUGAUGGAGGCUGAAGCUGCUGUUCAGAGGCCCUCUAUUAGUGCCUCUCUCCUGCUGUCAUCACUAUGGCAGGAAAACAGAGAUGGUUUAGUAAUGAAUUAUCAUUCCCAAAACCCGUGUCCACCUGGAACAUCACAAUGGGACCAUGUUUGAAAAUCGGGUCUUUACAAAUGUAAUUAAGUAAUGGGCCCAAUCCAGUGUCCCUAUGAGAGACGGAAGAGGAGACACAGACACAAAGGAGGAGGCCACAUAAAGACAGAGGCAGAGACUGCAGCGAUGCGGCCACAAGCCCAGGGAUGCCUGGAGUCCCCAGGAGCUGGGAGAGGCAGGAAGCAUCCUCCCCUAGAGUCUCUGGAGGGAACUGGAUAUAAUUGUAGUGGAUUGAAUAGUGGCCCCCAGAAACAUUUGUCCCUAUCUAAUGCUCAGAUUCUGUGAGUAAGACCUUAUUUGGAAAUAGGGUCUUUGCAGAUGCGAUUAAGUUAAGGACCUUGAGAUUGGAUCAUUCUGGAUUAAGGCGGGCCCUAAAUGCAAUGACAGGUGUCCUUCUAAGACACAGAAGAGGAGACACAGACACAGAGGAGGAGGCCACGUGGAGAUGGAGGCAGAGACUGGAGUGAUGCAGCCACAAGCCCAGGGACACCUGGAGCCCCCAGGAGCUGGGAGAGGCAGGAAGGAUCCUCCCCUAGAGCCUCCAGGGGGAACUGGAGGAUGCGUAAGAGACCCAGAACUUCCACAGAAGGAGGAAAAUUAACCUCCUACUUCUCUAGACUGUUCCAAAGCUGAACCCUAGAAAGCAAAGCUGAUACAGAAGCAUCCAGGACAGAAAGUCCUCAGUCAGCAACAGACCCCGCAGGAGCACAGGCCGCAAGUGCUGAGCGUGGGCCUUGGGUGUGUCUCAUGGGGGAAAAAAAAAACUGUGAAAAACCUCAGAGUAGCAACUUCACAGCAACAUACGGACGAUCCCUAAACUGCCUUGUAAACAAAAAUGAGAGCUGUGUCAGAGGAAGCCGAGACAAUAUCCUUCCUCGACAACGUGCGAGAACCCUGAUGUCCCCCAGCAAAUGAAGACGUUGCAAGCAGGCAAAAUGCAUCGAUUUUUUUUUCUCUCAGUAUGAUGAUUUUUGCAGCCACUUGGCUAUGGAGAGCAGCCGACACCCCCUCUUACAGCCGUGGAUGUUUCCUGGAAGCUGACUCAGUCUGUUCACUGGCUGAGCUUUGAGUGAAAAGAUAACACAGGUCUAUUGACUCACACACAUGUUUUAAGAUGGAAAACUUUACUUCUGUUCUUGGCAGGACGUGGAGAGAGGAAGGUAUUCCAAAAAGUCUCAGCCUCCAUCAAGGCGUGGCGUCUCAUGCCGGUAAUCCCAGCACUUUGGGAGGCCCAGGCGGGAGGACUGAUUGAGUCCGGGAGUUCAAGGGCCAACCUAGGCAACGCAGUGAGACCCUAUCUCUGUAAAAAAUAAAAAUAAAACAUAAA
Messenger RNA from Pongo pygmaeus (Bornean orangutan), 4635 nucleotides. It is a transcript of the gene P2RY8, whose product is annotated as P2Y receptor family member 8. The transcript is spliced from 2 exons. Gene Ontology annotation, cellular component: plasma membrane. Gene Ontology annotation, molecular function: G protein-coupled purinergic nucleotide receptor activity. The coding region runs from base 657 to 1736 and encodes 359 amino acids. Lineage: Eukaryota; Metazoa; Chordata; Mammalia; Primates; Hominidae. The record is from RefSeq and is a predicted model, not a curated record. Gene Ontology annotation, biological process: phospholipase C-activating G protein-coupled receptor signaling pathway; positive regulation of Rho protein signal transduction.